Molecule: messenger RNA, 936 nt
Organism: Macrosteles quadrilineatus (aster leafhopper)
Lineage: Eukaryota; Metazoa; Arthropoda; Insecta; Hemiptera; Cicadellidae
Product: 28S ribosomal protein S28, mitochondrial-like
Exons: 3
Coding region: 304-897 (197 amino acids)
Cellular component (GO): mitochondrial small ribosomal subunit
Source: RefSeq, a predicted model, not a curated record
UGUAGUGGUAGUGUAGUGUAAAGUGUGAAUAAGUCGACAAAUUUGGUGUUUGAAUUAAAUUUUUAACCUUUAACUAAAUAAAUAGUAAUAUUUUGUUAAUAUAAAUAUCAGCAACAUUAUAAUUAAUUUAAGAUUUAUACUACAUCGUUUUGGGGAUUGAUCUGCUCAUAAGAAGAUAACAACUUUGUUUAAGCAUUUUUAUUUUUAGGUUAGCCUACACCUUAACUGUUGUUAGAAGUGUUAACAUUACUACAUCUAGGCUAUGUGUUAACAUUGUGAAAAAUUGUGAUUGUACUACAUAAAAUGGUGUUUUCCUUCGCUAAGUCAGUUAUGUGUGGAAAAUCAUUAUUAUUAGUUGGUAGACAUUGCAGUAUGAACAAAUUUAAAUCUUCAGUGAUAAGUUUAAGUUGGGCUAGGCCUAAACCUAGUUUUGAUAGGCCUAGUGUCAGGCAUUAUUGCACACCUCAAACAACGGACAAUUUAACUAUGGUUGGAGAUGAUAAAAAAGGUGGAUUUGCCAAAUCUUACGAAAAAUUUUCUAAGCAAGAUGAAAUCAUAGCAACUGAAGAACCAACAUUCUUAAGUCUAUUAAAAAAUUCAAAGUUCAUUGACCUUGGUGAUCCUGAAGGGAAAGUGGUAUCUGGUACAAUUUUUCAUGUUGUUGAGGAUGACUUGUAUGUGGACUUUGGAUGGAAAUUUCAUUGUGUCGUGACAAGACCAGCCAAAAACAAGGAAGAGUACGUGAGAGGUGCGAGGGUUCGACUGAGUAUUAAGGACCUGGAGCUGUCCUCUAGAUUCCUCGGAGCCCAGAAGGACUUGACGUUGUUGGAGGCAGAUGCAAUAUUGCUGGGUCUAGUGUCUUCUCCUGCUAAAGUUACAAUGUCCAAAAAGCAAUAGAUUUUUCUACAAUAAAAUAGUCUGUAUUAUGUUACUACA